AUGGACAAAAAGUAUGCAUUGAAACUCUUGCACAACAACGGCGACCCUGGAUAUACCGAGAAAGGUCGUGAUCUAAACCGAUUUCGCUGUGAAUCCAAGGCAUACGAGAAGCUCUUGACUUCUGGUGUCUGUGAACGCGGCUUCGUUCCAAAAUUCUACGGCUACAUCAAUCAAAUAGAUCCGGCUGCAUUUCAUCCUACUUUCCAGCAUUUCGCCCAAGACCAGUUAAACCGAGCAAUUGAGGGUAUGAAGGAGAUACACAGUGCCGGUGUUCACCACCGAGAUAUCUACCCCAAAAACCUUCUCCUUGUUCAUGGAAACACCGAUAGACUGGUCUGGAUUGACUUUGAUGUUGCAAUGACUUUCACCAACUUUGGACCUGAACAGAAAGCCCGCUGUGACUACGAGAUUGCGCUUGUAAAGGGACUUGGGGAUGCACUAAAAGAUGACCAGGAUAAGGGACUUCCCCCGAAUACGAAAUUCUAUUGA
Molecule: messenger RNA, 489 nt
Organism: Aspergillus bombycis
Lineage: Eukaryota; Fungi; Ascomycota; Eurotiomycetes; Eurotiales; Aspergillaceae
Exons: 3
Coding region: 1-489 (162 amino acids)
Biological process (GO): protein phosphorylation
Molecular function (GO): ATP binding; protein kinase activity
Source: RefSeq, a predicted model, not a curated record